Messenger RNA from Wasmannia auropunctata (little fire ant), 15308 nucleotides. It is a transcript of the gene Ten-m, whose product is annotated as teneurin-m. The record is from RefSeq and is a predicted model, not a curated record. Lineage: Eukaryota; Metazoa; Arthropoda; Insecta; Hymenoptera; Formicidae. Gene Ontology annotation, biological process: motor neuron axon guidance. The coding region runs from base 1529 to 11863 and encodes 3444 amino acids. The transcript has 16 exons.
UUCCGAAGGAGUGUGACCAGGAACGGUUCUCGACGGUCCACGGAGAUCGCGUCGCGUCGCGUGGGUCUUCGCAAGGCCGGGUGUGUGUGCCGAUCGCGAUCACGAUCGAGUGGAAUAACAACACAGUGAUCCCGGACGUUGAAUUACGCGUCGGAUCUCGUGCGGUCAGAUGAUAGAUCGCGCGGCCGUAAAAGGGAAAUUGCCGAGGAUCGCGUGAACCGGUCGCGUGUACCGACCACCGACAACCGCACCGCGCGGUCGCCUGAAAUUUUCUCGGAACAUAUUUUCGUAAUCCGCGUCUCCCGCUGACACCCGUCUGCACGGCAGGACGUCGAUCGACCGGGCCUUUACCUACCUUCGGCGAAGUGACGUGACCAAGGGACUUCCGGUUUCCGCGAGCGAGCGCGAAGUGCUUCUCUCCGACGUUGCUGGACAUUGUCGACGAGAGAAGGAUCCUUGGUGGUCGGUUUAUCGAUCGAUCGAUAACCCGCGGCGGAACGAAUAUUGAACCGACCCUUGUCACCUACCGGCGGAAAAAGAUCUGACUUCGAAAUUUUUGGAGCAAGCCCCGGCUAUAGUCCCACGCUGUGCCCUGUUUUCAAUUGGUCACGGACUGUCCCGCGCAAGUCACGGGACCACAAACGGAUUAUUAUUAAUCUUCGUCGUGACGAGAAAGAGAACCGCAUGGCUGCCCGCAGUUACUUGUGACACGUAACAAAGUGACAAACGUGAAUGUUCAAUAGAUUACGCAUUAGGCUGCAAUUUUUACCGGAUGCGCUCCAAUUUCUGUGACGUCUACGUGAAGGGCACGUUCUUAUUCGUAAAAAUAAAGGUGCGCACUGUAAAUCGACGUUUAUGUCGGCGUCGUUUAGUUUCGGAGGAUCAAAAGUGCAUCAUGCAGAGUGGUGGUAAAAUUUGUACGUCGUAAAGUGCAGUGAAUGAAUGCGGUGUCGAUUGAAACGGUCGGGCGUUCUGCAAAAAAAAGAGAGAACGCCAGCGAUGCCCGAGGUGGCUACUGUCCGCAACAGACGACGGUCAGACCGUGCGAAUCCAAGAACAAGCGCACUUUUUUUCCUACCCCUCGCGCGUAGCGUGGUGUAAACUGCGGAGGACAGGUGCCGAUGGUUGCCUUCCUCAUUCGCCUCAUUCGUCGUAUUUCAACGGCUCCGUGCGCCCGCGGCGAGGAGGUUUAAUUUGGGAUACCGUGGGCUUUCGCGCGCUUUGUCGUAACGCGGGCGCGCGCCAUCCAUCGACGUCGCCGGGUCUCUCCCCUUUGAAGUCCAAACCGGAAGGAUCGUUUAUACGAAGGCGAAUAUACGCCUCUCUCUCUCUCUGUGUUUCUCUCUCCCUCACCCGGGGUGAGACUCGAGACUCCAGACGACGUUGUGCGUAUAUGAUCGCGCCGCCGCGAUCGUUUACCCGGCGCCCUCGACGCGCAGCGCAGAUCGCGACGUAGGUCGCGGGUCGUCGCCCACGUCUCCCACGUUUCGCUCUCGUCGAUGACAAAGAGAAGAGAACGCUCUCCUCCAUGUGCGAUCCCACCGUGUUGCUGGAUCUAGUGCCGGGCGAGGGAUUACUCAAGAGGCCGUCCAUGGAUUACAACGAGUACACGUACUGCUACGGCGGUGGUCGAGGGUGUUUGUUGGACAGUUCGGCACCACGGGGCCCGCCUGAUGUGCCACCCCGUAACCCCGCAAUGAGCCGGCUCAACGGAAGACUGCCAGGAAGUCACGCAGCGAGCGAUCACGAACGCGAUCCCGAUCUCGAGCCAUCCUGUCUCGUACGCACCCCAUCCGGUAACUUCUACAAUAUACCAAAGAUACCGAAGAAUGAAUACAACAACAAGAAUCAGUCCACGGGGAACAGUCCAAUAAAGGUGGAGCUGCAGAACAACAUGGACAGAGUACCUUUACCUUACGGGCACGCCCCGUCGAUGAUCCCGAUGAGGAGACAAAGCAUCCGCUGUCAUUUCCGCAAGGGAAUCGAUUGGUGCAGCUGGAAACUAAUUGCCAUAGUAGUAAUUAUGCUCUCGCUCUGCUUGACCGCGGCAUUAACCUACGUCGCAGCGUCCAAUUUAGUGAACUGGUCGUACCAAGGCACGAAGGCGUGCACAGUGCUGGUGGGCGAGAACACCGACGCCAAGCCGUCGUCGGGCGAGGCGAACAAGACGUCCACAUCAUCCACGUCAACGUCGUCGCAGUCGAGCGGCCGGACGCGGCAGCAGUCGUCCUCAGGAGGUAGUAUUAGCACGUCGGAUAGUAUGUUGCUAGAUGGUGUCGUAUAUAUAUACAACCGCAAGCGUAGGGACACGUUUAACGAGCAUGCGUUGCACCAAACUAUCGCGCCACCACCACUCUCUCGUGACCCCGAGGAGCUGCCCUUGACCCCGAUCGAGGCGGAGACCUCGGGGUCCGGGCAGCGGUCAGUCCCGUUGCAUGAGGAGGAGUCUCCUGGUAAGGUUGUGCAUGAUCCGGAGCAUGUGGACAGUCAAAGUCCGGUGAGAGGAGCCAUCGACCGCAAGUCGAUCGAAGCUGCCGAGGCCGCCGAGGACGCGCCGCCGGAGUCACCGGGAUCGACGGCUCUCUCGCGGACGAUGCAGCUUGUCGUGAAUGUCUCUUCUACCGCUACUAACUACUCGCACGAUCGUUCGACUCAUACCACUGUCGCCAACGACCAUCUCGCCUCUUCGUCCUCUGUCUCUGUCGACUCUGGCAAUUCUCUCGCGUCUGCUUCCGUUCGCCAAUCACCUCGUAACGAGACGUCCGGCACGAGCCCGCGAUCGACGCAAGACGCUUCCGCGAAGUACACCCCGAAGUUCCCGGUCGCCGACGUCGACGUCGACGUCGUCGCCGACGUCGAGACGCAGCGUCGGGAUGAGGCGCACGCCGCCUCGAAAGCCCCGAUAGCGAAACUCAGCCGCGAUGACUCCGCGGAUUUCGACCGCGAUACCGAUAACGUUGGCACGUCCGAAAGUUCGGACAUUGUCGAAAGCAGCGGCGACACCGAGGCUACGACGUCUGCAUCCGGCGCAGAGUCCGCGAAACUUGGCGCAGAUAGCAGCGACUACGGCCAAGUAGUCGGCGGAACUGCAGAAAAUGGCAGUAACGUUUUCCCCGUCGAUUACAGCGAUAAUAUAGACGAUAGCACUGUAGAGCCAACAACCGUAACAGAGAUACGCUCGAGCGAGUUAACGCAGGAUCAACAAUCGAACGUAAGUAAUUCUGAUUCAAGUGAAGAUUUAGUUCCCAUAGAAAUGAAUCGGAAAGAAGUAGACGCUAGCACGGUUUCGCCUAGUACGAGCGUAGAUAAUAAAACGAUGCUUAAUGCUCUGCCGAAUAAGGGUGAAAACAUCGAAAGGCCUAUGGAAGAUGUAAUCGAGAUCGAAGAUCCUGAUGUGUACGAAGAGAAAAUUAACUUGGAUGAAAAUGAGAAAUCGGCCAUCUCUGCGAAGAACGACGGUAACUCGAGGACGACAAAUGUAAUCGCGAAAUCGCAGUUGUCCGACAUCGUGAAAGAAAUGCGGGAGCUCUCCAGAGAAUUUUCCUCCUCCGAAUCCGAAGCUUCAUCCAAUUUAGCUAAAACUUCCGAACAGUCUGAAGAACUUCAGAGAGACUAUCCCGUGCCGAUUUACAGCUACGGGCAGGACGAGGUGGAGAUCAUCAACCUCCAACACAAGAAGCGACCUGUCGAAGCCGCAAAAGUGGAACGCCCUGCUAAUUCACCCGAAUCCACGAUUCUUGACAACGACAUAAAGAUGAACGUCGCUCUUCGACAGGAACGGCAUAAAGACGAUUUACGGAUCAUCGAGAGAGAAAAGAGCGACGAAGAGUUCCUUCGGAAUUUCAAAGAGCAGUUCCACGAGGCUGACGAAUCUGUUGAAAACUCCCCAUCGAUUAAGACUAAUUAUAACUCCCCUCCGACGGGCACCCUGCAUGAAACGGUGCAUGAUUCAUCGGGCGACGCAUCACCCAGGUUCCCUUCUCGAUCCGUUGACCCCCCGUUGACCCAACGGGUGCAGAUCGUGGAGGUGCCCGUGUACCGCGAUCAUUCGCAGCCGUCGUCUUCAUCGUCCUCAUUCUCAUCGCCAUCGCAUCGAGUGCUCAUAAACGUAACGAUCGCCACCGAGGAUUCGUCCGCCGUUUCCUCGCGGCCGCUGUACGUCCUGUCGGUGUCAGUGCCGACGGAGAGCGGUGCGAUUAGCCAUUCAUCCGGGAUUAACGUCGACCAGGCGCAGGUGCGCACGGCCGAGCGGCUAUCGGAGCCGUCCGCAGCGAGCAUGAAAAAAAUCCCUGCUAACGACGACGAGUCGAUUGACGCGGUCGAUACGCGAUUACCGCCACCGCCGCAGCCACCUGCCUCGCCACCGGCGCCGAUCUGGGCCGGCGGCGAGUGCGAGUGCUCCUGCCCCUGCAUGGGCUCAUCCUCUGACGAGUGGGACAACUUUUCAGCGUUGGACGACGACCCCGAGCUCGAGCGGGAGCUCGAGAGCGUUAACUCCGCUCUGUUAGCCGAGAAUUCCCCUGAGGUGCCGGGGGAAAGACUGGCGGAUAAGAGGGACGGAGAAUUAUCCGCAAAAGAUUCGGUAAGGCCUGACGCGUCUUCCACCACUGAAGACUAUUAUCCCUCGUCGACAGACGACACCGUACAGAGUGGCGAGUCAACCAGCGAGACCACCCCCGCGUCGACUUACGAGCCGGAAGUAAGCACUGAUGCGUGGUCUUGCUCUGGGAGCACUCCGCUACCCCCAGAGCCCACUAUACUGAUUCUCGAAGGUGCGCGAACCUUUCCGGCGAGGUCUUUCCCGCCCGACGGAACGACCUUCGCUCAGGUCGGUUUAGGGCAGAAGCUCAGCAAGGAGAUACCGCCGUACGGCUACUGGAACAUGCAGUUUUACCAAUCGGAAGCCGCCUACGUUCGCUUCGACUACAGCAUCCCGCGCGGAGCGAGCAUCGGCGUGUACGCGAGGAGGAACGCGCUGCCCACGCAUACGCAGUACGACCUACUGGAAGUUCUCAGCGGUUUCAAGGCACGGACCACCAGGGCGUCCCAUGUUAGUGUUGUUCCCUCGAUUAAGAAAGAGGUAACCCAGUAUAUGGAGCCGGGACAUUGGUUCCUUUCGCUUUAUAACGACGACGGAGAUCCUCAUGAAGUCUCGUUCAUCGCCGUGAUCGCCGAGGAUAUGACGCACAACUGUCCGAACGGCUGCAGCGGCAAGGGCGAGUGUCUUCUUGGUCAUUGCCAGUGCAAUCCCGGUUUCGGUGGCGAAGACUGCAGCGAGAGCGUCUGUCCUGUCCUUUGCAGUCAAAGAGGUGAGUACAUAAACGGCGAGUGCCAAUGCAAUCCCGGCUGGAAGGGCAAAGAGUGCUCCCUGCGACACGACGAGUGCGAAGUGCCCGACUGCAACGGCCACGGCCAUUGCACCAAUGGUAAAUGCAACUGUGUACGCGGCUACAAGGGGAAGUACUGCGAGGAGGUCGACUGUCCGCAUCCGACUUGCUCGGGUCACGGUUUCUGCGCCGAGGGCACGUGCAUCUGUAAAAAGGGCUGGAAAGGAGCCGACUGCAGUCAAAUGGAUAAGGAGGCACUGCAGUGCUUGCCGGACUGCAGCGGCCAUGGAAAUUUCGAUCUGGACACCCAAACCUGCGUCUGCGAGCCCAUGUGGUCCGGUGAUGAUUGCUCGAAAGAACUGUGCGAUCUUGAUUGCGGCCCUCACGGGCACUGCGAGGACAACGCCUGCGCUUGCUUGCGUGGCUGGUCCGGCGAGCUGUGCAAUCUGAAGGAAUGCGAUCACCGCUGCAACGAGCACGGACAAUGCAAGAAUGGCACGUGUCUAUGCGUCACCGGAUGGAACGGAAAACACUGCACGAUGGAGGGAUGUCCAAAUUCCUGUUCCGGCCACGGACAGUGCAGGGUAUCGAACGACGCACAGUGGGAGUGUCAGUGCUAUAGCGGUUGGGAUGGCAAGGAUUGCAGCGUGCUCUUAGAACAAAAUUGCAACGACGGACGAGACAACGAUAAAGAUGGUCUUACUGAUUGCGCCGAUCCGGAAUGUUGCGCCAAUCACAUAUGCCGUACCAGCCAGCUGUGCGUUUCAGCUCCUAAGCCAAUCGAUAUAUUACUACGGAAACAGCCGCCCGCCAUCACCGCAUCCUUCUUCGAGAGAAUGAAGUUCCUAAUCGACGAGGGCAGUCUGCAGAACUACGCUCGCCAGGAGACCUUCAACGAGAGUAUGUUCUGGAAUCACUUCAACACAAGCCGAUCGGCAGUCAUACGUGGACGCGUUGUCACGCAUCUCGGCACGGGAUUGAUGGGAGUGCGGGUCAGCACCAGCACGCCGCUGGAAGGCUUCACCCUCACGAGAGACGACGGCUGGUUCGAUCUACUGGUGAACGGCGGCGGUGCCGUAACUUUGCAAUUCGGCAGGUCACCCUUCAAGCCGCAGAGCCAUAUCGUCUUCGUGCCUUGGAACGAGGUCGUCAUCAUCGACAAGAUCAUUAUGAGCACUGCCGAGGAGAAGCCACCCAUACACGUUCCUCAUGCGUGCGACAUUCACGAUUACGAUCGCAUGAAGCCGGUCGUCCUGGCGACCUGGAAGCACGGAUUCCAAGGUGCCUGCCCGGACAAGAGUGCCAUCUUGGCGGAGUCGCAAGUCAUACAGGAGAGCUUGCAGAUACCCGGAACGGGCCUGAAUCUGGUGUAUCACAGCUCCCGUGCGGCCGGCUACCUCUCCACCAUACAACUGCAGCUGACUCCGGAGAAUAUCCCGCAGACGUUGAAACUGAUACACUUGAGGAUCACGAUCGAGGGUAUACUCUUCGAGAAGAUCUUCGAGGCCGAUCCCGUUAUCAAGUUCACUUACGCCUGGAAUCGCCUCAACGUUUAUCGCCAACGUGUCUACGGAGUGACGACCGCCAUGGUCAAGGUCGGCUACGAGUACAGCGAUUGCAAGGACAUCAUCUGGGACGUGCAGACGACGAAAUUGAGCGGUCACGACAUGUCUAUUUCGGAGGUCGGCGGUUGGAAUCUGGACAUUCAUCACAGGUAUAACUUCCACGAGGGUAUCUUACAAAAAGGAGACGGCUCGAACAUUUAUCUGAAGCACAAGCCGAGAGUCAUCCUCACCACGAUGGGAGACGGUCAUCAAAGGCCGCUGGAAUGUUGGAACGAGUGCGACGGGCAAGCUUCCAAACAGCGUCUCUUAGCGCCCGUUGCUCUCGCCACUGCUGCGGACGGCUCCAUCUUCGUCGGUGAUUUCAAUCUAGUCAGGAAGAUCCUCGUCGAUGGAACAGUUAGAACUGUGGUCAGACUAAACGCAACCAGAGUAUCAUAUCGUUAUCACAUCGCUUUGAGUCCUCUGGAAGGCACACUCUACAUAUCGGAUCCAGAAUCCCAUCAGAUCAUCCGCGUUCGCGACACCAACGACUACACGGAUCCCGAACAUAAUUGGGAGACAGUAGUCGGCUCCGGGGAACGUUGUCUUCCCGGCGACGAAGCUCACUGCGGCGACGGUGCUCUCGCGCGAGACGCUAAACUCGCUUAUCCCAAAGGCGUCGCCGUGUCUGCGGACAACGUUCUGUACUUCGCCGACGGCACGAACAUCCGAAUGGUCGACAGGGACGGCAUCAUCACCACCGUGAUCGGCAAUCACAUGCACAAAUCGCAUUGGAAACCUAUACCCUGCGAAGGCACAUUGAAUGUCGAGGAGGUCCAUCUUCGUUGGCCAACCGAAUUGGCGAUCAAUCCUCUGGACAACUCGCUGCACAUAAUCGACGAUCACAUGGUCCUCCAACUGGCGCCGGACGGUCGCGUUAAGGUCGUCGCUGGCCGUCCACUUCACUGCGCCUCGCCGUCGGCCUCGUACGACACGGAACUCGCGACUCACGCCACUCUGGUGAUGCCGCAGAGUAUCGCGUUCGGUCCGUCGGGCAAUCUCUACAUCGCCGAGAGCGACUCGCAGAGGAUCAACCGCGUUCGCGUGAUCGGCACCGACGGCAAGAUAUCGCCGUACGCCGGCGCCGAGUCCAAGUGCAACUGCCUGGAGCGUGGCUGUGACUGCUUCGAGGCCGAUCAUUAUUUGGCAUCCACCUCUAAAUUUAACACCAUAUCCGCUGUGGCGGUCUCCCCCGAUGGAGUAGUGCACAUCGGCGACCAGGCCAAUUACCGAAUUCGCUCGGUGACGGCGAGCAUUCCUGACGCGAGCGGUGCACGAGAAUACGAAAUCUAUGCGCCCGACACACAGGAGAUCUACGUGUUCAACCGGUUUGGACAGCACAUCGCUACGAAGAACAUUCUGACCGGCGAGACCGUGUAUCUUUUUACAUACAAUGUCAACACCAGCAACGGUAAACUCAGCACAGUGACGGACGCGGCUGGCAACAAGGUCUUCUUGCUUAGAGAUUAUAGCAGUCAAGUAAAUUCAAUCGAGAACACGAAAGGGCAAAAAUGCAGAUUGAGAAUGUCCAGGAUGAAGAUGUUGCAUGAGUUGAGCACGCCCGAUGAUUACAACGUCACCUUCGACUAUCACGGACCCACCGGCUUACUGAAGACAAAGCUCGACAGUACCGGACGUAGCUACGUUUACAAUUACGACGAGUUCGGUAGGUUGACAAGUGCGGUGACUCCCACGGGCAAAGUGAUCAGCUUAACGUUCGAUCUAAGUCUGAAAGGUGCCGUAGUAAAAGUCGGGCAGAAUAAUAGGAAACCUAUCUCAAUGUUGAUCAAAGGAUCGUCCGUCGUCACGAAGAUCGGAGAGGCCGAACAGAGGACGAUAGUUCUCGCGGAUGGUUCGGUCGAAAGAGUGACACCAUGGGCUCAUACUGUUAGCACCGACUCGAUGCCAUAUUCGAUCCUGGCAGAGAUCGAGCCACUGCUAGGCGAGAGCUAUCCCGUGCCAGCUAAACAGAGAACGGAGAUCGCCGGGGAUUUGGCUAAUCGCUUCGAAUGGCGAUACUUCUUACGAAAGAUCCAAGGAAGUAAGAAUCGCGGUAACACGAAGGCGAUCGCCCAGGUCGGCAGGAAGCUGCGUGUCAACGGCGAGAUCCUGCUGUCUCUCGAGUACGAUAGAGAGUCGAAUACCGUGGCCGUGUUCAUGGAUGAUCGGGUAGAAUUGCUGAACGUUACGUACGACAGAACGGCCAGGCCGGUCAAAUGGGGACCAAGAAACGGUAUCUUUGCCGGCGUCGAGCUGGAAUACGAUCGAUUCAGCAGAUUGACGAGCUGGACGUGGGGUGACAUUAGCGAAACUUACGGCUUCGAUAGAUCAGGCCGAUUAUACGAGAUUAAGUACAGCGACGGCACGUCGAUGGUGUACGCUUUCAAGGAUAUGUUCAGCAUCCUACCGUUGAAGGUCACUACGCCGCGCGGAAGCGAUUAUCUUCUUCAGUACGACGAAGCGGGAGCGUUACAGUCGUUGACUACACCAAGAGGACACAUACAUACGUUCUCUCUUCAAACUUCUUUCGGAUUUUACAAGUAUCAGUACUAUUCGCCGAUGAACAGACAUCCUUACGAGAUCCUUUACAACGACGACGGUCAGAUUCUCGCCAAGGUGUAUCCCCAUCAAAGUGGAAAGGUCGCUUACGUCUACGAUCAUGCUGGGAAACUCGAAACCACACUUGCCGGACUCUCUUCGAUACAUUACACCUAUCAAGAAAUAACAAGUCUGGUGCGCAGCAUUGACAUCAACGAGCCGAACUUCGAGAUGCGCAUCGAGUACAAAUAUCACGCCGGCAUCGUGAAGGACGAGAAGAUCAAGUUUGGCAGCAAGAGCGGCAUGGAUAACGCUCAUUACCGUUAUCAGUACGACGGCAACGCGCGCAUAUCCGGCAUCGAGGUCGACAUCAACGGCAAACAGCUACCUCAGCUUCGUCUCAAGUACAACCAGAAUCUCGGGGUACUAGAAGGCGUCAGCGAUCUCAGGAUAUAUCGAAAUCUCUUCAACAGAUCGGUCAUGCAAGAUAGCAGCAAAAAUUUCUUCACGAUCACGGAUUACGACGAGCACGGACGCGUCAAAACCGUGCUGACGAACAUCCGUUCGUUCGACGUGUUUCGCAUGGAGCUCGAAUACGACAAUCGCAAUCGCAUCAAGAUGAGAAGGCUCACGAUUGGAAAGGAGUCGAUGGAGAAGAAGGAGUGGUCCAGAAUGGAGAAGAUCACGUAUAACGCAGACGGCCACGUACUGGAAGUAGCAGACACGGAGAACAAUUGGCAGUACGCGUACGACGAGAACGGUAAUGUGAUCGGCGUGACCGAACAUAACGAGAAGAUCGUCUUGGGCUACGACAGCGGCGAUCGAGUGGUCCAGUACGGUGACGUUGAGUUCAAUUCGUACGACGGACGCGGCUUUGUCGUGAUUCGCGGAGAGCACAAGUACAGAUACAACUCGCGCGGCCAGCUGAUUCACGCAUCGGAGCACAAGAAAUUCCAAAUCUGGUACUUCUACGAUGACCGUGGUAGAUUGGUAUCCAUGAACGACGACCGAGAGAACAUCACUCAGUUCUUCUAUGCGAAUCCAAAGACUCCGGAUCUGAUAACGCACGUGCACUUCCCGAAAUCGUCCAAGACGUUCCGGUUCCUUUAUGACUCGCGCGAUUUUCUGAUAGCCGUGGAGACGUCCGAGCAACGCUUCUACGUCGCGACGGAUCAGAACGGCUCGCCUCUCGCUCUCUUCGACACCAACGGCAAUCUCAUCAAGGAGAUGCGGCGCACCCCGUUCGGCAAGAUCAUUAAGGACACCAAUCCGGACUUCUAUCUGCCCAUCGAUUUCCACGGAGGUCUCUUCGAUCCUAACACCAAGUUGAUCUACCUGAACAAGAGGCUCUACGAUCCGACUGUCGGUCAGUGGAUGACGCCAGCUUGGGAGCAGAUGGCCAACGAGCUCACUACACCUACCGACAUUUUCAUCUAUCGCUUCCGCAAUAACGAUCCGGUCAACUUUAAGCAGAACGUCGAGUACAUGACGGAUUUGGGAAGUUGGCUGAAGCUCUACGGCUACGACAUCUCGAUGAUGCUCGGCUCCGAGUAUACGAAGCAAAUGGUGUACCAGCCGAGCGCGACUGUCACAUCCCCGCAGCUGACUCCGGACUUCGGCGUGAUGUCCGGUCUGCAGUGCAUCGUGAAUCGUGUGCAAGAGAAAUUCUCCGACCUCGGUUUCGUUCCCAAGCCGUUGUUGAAAUUGGAACCGAAGACACGGAAUCUGCUGCCGCGAGUGGCACAUCGUCGGGCGGUCUUCGGCGAGGGUAUCCUGGUGUCGCGCGUCGGCGGUCGGGCUCUGGUGAGCGUGGUGGACGGCGUGAACAGCGUGGUGCAGGACGUGGUGACGUCCGUAUUCAACAACUCGUACUUCCUGCCGUUGCACUUCAGCGUGCACGACCAGGAUGUUUUCUACUUUGUCAAAGACAACGCGCUCAAGAUUCGCGACGACAUGGAGGAGCUCCAUCGGCUCGGCAGCAUGUUCAACGUGUCCACGCACGAGACGACGGAGCACAACGCGGGCACGUGGAAGGAGCUGAGACUUCACAAUCCGGACGCGGCCGUGGUGAUCAAAUACGGGGCCGAUCCCGAGCAGGAGCGGCACCGUAUUCUGAAGCACGCGCACAAGCGAGCCGUCGAAAGAGCUUGGGAGAUCGAAAAGCAGCUGGUGAUGGCUGGUUUCCAAGGUAGGGGCGACUGGUCGAAGGAGGAGAAGGACGAGCUCGUCAGCCGCGGGACGGUCGACGGCUAUGAGGGCGUCGACAUCCACAGCGUGCACAGGUAUCCCCAGCUCGCCGACGAUCCCGGUAACGUCGCGUUCACCCGCGACACCAAGAGGAAGAGGCGGAAGAGCGGCAAUAGGCGUAGCAGGACUCACAGGCACGACUCGUGAUUCGAGGACACCACGACGCGAGUUCGAAACAUCGCUUGGGACUUGAUUCGUGCGUGAAUUUGAGAAGCGAGUACGAUGGAACGGGAGGGAAACGGAGCAACGCGUCGAUAGAAAAAUCCUACCGCCGCGAAAUUGCGUUAAAGCUGCAAUUUACGCGGGCGGUCAGGCGACGUCGCUCCCUUUCUGUCCUCGAGCCUUCUCUCAGCCUCUUCUCCCCCCCCGCGCUCGUCGUCGAGACGCGUUAAUCUACCACGAGCGACCACGGACGCGUCCCGUGUCCGGUGCAACCUAUCCCGUCGAUGUGCCAUAAGCGCGUUCACGCGAUCGUGAUCUAUCCUAGAUUCCUAGAUCGAUCAAUCGUGCGUGCGAAGACGGCGGGUAUGGGAAACGGAUCGCGAAGUGUCAAAAUUAAGCUAGUCGCAUUAUUAACGAAAUGAAAAAUAUAAAGCUUGUUACACAUGGUGAUUAGUUUAUAGAGAAGGCAAAGAGACACGAGGGAGAGGGAAGGAGAGAGAGAGAGAGAAAGAGGUGAUGAAAAUCGACGCGUGGAAGUAUGACAAAAAUGCGUGCGUGAACUUUCAAAGUGCCGUCCGCGACGAAAUCCGAUAGUGUUUUCGCGAAAAGGAGGGAGUAUAGAGAGUGUGUCUUGGACUUUUUCGGAUCGUUGAUCGAGUAUUCGAGCUGAUGUCAUUCAACAGGGUCUACAAGACACGCGUAGGCACGCACGCGGGAGCGAGGUAUCUCGAGGUCACCGCGUCGAAGUCGGAAGAUGCGGGGCGAGAGGAUAAUUUUCAAUACAAAAAAAUAAUAAUAUGCCAACGUUCUUCGAACGUCCAGUUAUCUGACACUCUCGUCGGGAUGCUCUCACCUCGCAUCUCUGACCGAGACGUAUCCAUCCCGAGGAUGGAUAUGUCUGAACAAACUGUCCGUGGACGUCGUUAUAGAUCGCGUCGCAGAACGUAGGAAAAGCGAGAAAAAGAGAGAUUGAGAGAGAGCGAGAGCGAGCGAGAGAGAGAGAGAGAGAGAGAGAGAGAAAGAGACAAAGGAGAGCAGAUAUACAGCAGAUAUUUUUAACAAGGCGCAAAUUGGUGUACUAGAUGCGAGACAAGCAAUUGUAAAUAUAGCUACUCGAACUCUUAAUGGUAAAUGUAGAUAAAAUAUCGUAACGCGCGAGAACGAUCGUAAACUCAAGUGGAACUGUCGAUACCGCUUUUUUAUAUGUAUACAAAGAAAGAACGUGACACAUACACAUACAUACAUACGCGUGAAAGGUAUAGGAAUUUAAUUGUGCCCCCGUGAUAUACUCGAACGCAAGAAAUGGGGUAAGUCGCGAAGUUAUAUCGGACGCGUCGCGAUCUUUUCGGUAAAAAAAGAAAAAAACUAAAUAACGUGAGGGAGAUUCUAUCGGGAGAAAACGCGACGUUCGCACGGUUCACGUGAAAUCGCGACACAGGCCUACGCACGAUUGACACACACGUAAACACAUUAUCGCUUCGAAUCGGCCGGAUGUUAUAGCAUGAUCGGUAACGUUAUCUCCUUGAUUCUGCUGGCUUACGUGCAAACGCGUAACAGAAUGAACCGAGUGUAAAUGCGGCGUCUGAAAUCGAAGUCUAUCAAGUCCUUUAAGGUCCAUAAAAACUUAAUUUAUUUUUAAAAUGUAAUUUUUUUUAAAUAUUUUUAUAAAGUAAGUUUGUGGAAUUUUUCACAAUAUGUCAAGCAAGUGGAAUGAGACACGCUAUUAUCUCCAAUAAUAAAAUUAAUAAUCAAUGUGAAAAAGCUCUUAAUACGAAGUAUUAGCAAAUUGACGUUCAGAAAAUGAUCGAAAGUGAUCAAUUUCACCGGCUCGGAAUUGUUGCACUGCCCCAUUUAACAAUCCAAUUAUCUCACUUGAGCUUUAUAGAUAGAUUUCAAACUUGAUGAAUUUUGAUCGUGGUUGCCUGAGGUAUGAGCGAAUCUACCGAUUUGUCGUAGACAACGUAGACAUGUGUAAAUAGGUAUCGGUAUCACGGUAAACGUGUAAGAAUUAUCGCGGCGUGAUGUCGUCACGUAUUAAAAAGCGACGUGACACGACGUGACGAGACGAGUGACAGUCGUAACGGGAUGCGUCGAAGUAAUAAUGUCCAGAAGAAAUAAUAAUAUAAUAAAAAUAAUAAUACGAUAAGUAAUAAGAAUAAUAGAGUAAAAUAAUAAUAAUAAUAAUAAUAAUGCAAGAAAAAACGAUAAUAUUACCAUUGUACGGAAAAUGCCCCGCCUAUCUUUCUACUAAAAAUGAAAAAUUAUUUUUUGAAUUGUGUCGUCGAAGAAGUCCUAUGUAACCGUGUGUAUGUGGGAUCGCCCUGUGAAAAAGAACCUCACCCCCGCGCUCCACCGAAGAGAGCAUCCCGGCAAAAAAUAGUUGGAUUAACAAGAAUCGAUGUAUGCAGAGAGAUUCGUUUCGUCAAGUUAUAAAUUCUUAAUCCUCAAAAUAUAGGGAAUUGGUUUUGCGAUGUGAUUGAAUUCUUUCCCAUAGCCCGUAAUACGUAUUCAUUCAAUUCUUAUUGGGGGAAAAAAAAUUGGAAAUUUUCACGAAACGUUAAAAUACGAAAUUCUCCUUUAUACAGAAUUAAAUUUUACAUUGCAAUAAUUUCUCUCCUUUUUGUAAAUUACGAUACCAAGUACGUUUGAUUUUUUUGAACACAAUUUUAAGACCAAUCUCCUUAGCUUUGAAGAUCAGGCAUUUCAGCGAAAUAAAUUUCUUUCGAUUCAUCUUAAUUCACCUAUCUUUUACAGGGCACAACCUUAGCCCCUCCUCUCUGUAACUGAUAUAGCUGAACUCGUCGGUGUUUAUCAAUAUUGGGUAAAUAAGAAAAAAAAAAAGUAAAAAGUGUAGAGGUCUGUGGUUCAGGUCGAAUGAAGUAACCGACUAAUAGAAAGUAAAGAAUGCAAAAAAAAAACGAAUAACGCAUAAAAUAUAUAUAUUAUAUAUAUAUUAAUAUAUAUAUUGUAUAGGGGGGUACACGGUGGUGAGCCAACGUGCGAGCCCACGCCAGCUCCACCACAAUGUGUUCCACGUAGGCGAUAUAUAUAUAAUUAAAAGGAAAAAAUAAAAAUACAUAAUCAUACCUACAAACGUACGUAUUAGUUGACGAGUUAACGUGGAGUUUAGCGAACGAUUAAGGGAAUGUGCUAGUGAACCUUACAAAUAACAUCGCUGUACAUAUCUGUUGUGUAUAGCCGACAACACGCCACUGUCCCGCGAAAGUAGUCUUCACGUUCUCGCAUCACAAAAGAUUUUCUACGAAAUCGCAAGGUUUUUAGCGACGGAGCCUCGAUUGAUUUACGACACUUAGUUUUCAUGUGUGUACAAUAUAUAUUUUUAAUUCCACAUCAAAGUUACAAAAAUUCUAAGUUAUAUCUCUCUCGCAUGCAUCACUUUUAUGAAGAAAUAGAUAAAUUGGUAGGAAAA